AUGGUCUACUGUGCUGAUGGUUUUAGUUGUGAAGUGCUGAUGUUUAACUCAAGGACAUGGCAAUGGACAAUUCUUCCAGAAUGCCCAAAAAGGUUCUUCUCCAUAGCAGUAGUGAAUGGACAACUGACAGCAAUUGGAAGGAAACAAUCAUACAAAGCUACAAACACUCUUUUCAGUCUCCCACAGGACAGACCAGGCAUCUUCCAGCAGAAGUGGAUUGAACAAUUUCCACCAAUGACAUACUGUCGCAGUUCCCCAGCAGUCGCUACCACCAACACAUCACUGAUAGUAGCUGGAGGAUGGGGUCUAGACAUGCAGAAGGCAUCAGUAGAAGUGAUGGACAUUCAGACACUACAAUGGUCCACAGUAGCCAGUCUACCUCUUCCUUUCAAUCAGGCCACAGCCACCAUCUGUGGGGACAGACUCUAUAUUGGUGGUGGGUUUAGUACUGAUGGGUCAACCAAGUCAGUGGUAAUGUGUGAGGUGAAAGACCUCCUCCAGUCACAGCCACAGUCACUAGCCACCAGACCAGGUCUCUCCAGUAGUCCUCCAGUGUGGAAAGAAGUUGCACCACUUCCAGUGUUUGUGUCUUCUCUCGUCACCUUCCAAGGCCAGCUACUGGCAGUAGGAGGAUCGACUACAGGGAGAGAUGCUGACUCCACAUCUGACGUGAUGCAAUAUGAUGUAACCACCAACUCUUGGAAAGUAGUCAGUCAGAUGAAGGUGAAGAGACGGAGAUGUUUUGCAGCAGUUCUCCCUAACAACACACUGAUGGUGUGUGGAGGACACACACCAGAUCGGACAUAG
Molecule: messenger RNA, 807 nt
Organism: Geodia barretti
Lineage: Eukaryota; Metazoa; Porifera; Demospongiae; Tetractinellida; Geodiidae
Source: the annotation of a GenBank genome assembly